Molecule: messenger RNA, 3151 nt
Organism: Sebastes umbrosus (honeycomb rockfish)
Lineage: Eukaryota; Metazoa; Chordata; Actinopteri; Perciformes; Sebastidae
Gene: dnajb5
Product: DnaJ heat shock protein family (Hsp40) member B5
Exons: 4
Coding region: 222-1322 (366 amino acids)
Biological process (GO): negative regulation of transcription by RNA polymerase II
Cellular component (GO): cytosol
Molecular function (GO): protein-folding chaperone binding
Source: RefSeq, a predicted model, not a curated record
GAGAGAGAGACAGAGAGAGAGAGAGAGAGGGAGAGAGAGAGGGAGAGAGAGAGAGAGAGAGAGGGCUGUCUCUUCUCUCCUCACAGCAGACGGAGAUCUCUUAGCCACAGAGAGGAGCAGUUUUCUCGGACUCCAGGCAGCAGAAGGCUCGUGACUGAACACGGCCUGAGCUGAAGAAGGGGGGUCCCAAUCCCAAAGAGUGUAUAUGCGUGUGUGCAGCUAUGGGGAAGGACUACUACAAGACCCUGGGCAUCCCCAAGGGCUCCAACGAGGAGGAGAUCAAGAAGGCCUACCGGCGCAUGGCGCUGCGCUUCCAUCCUGACAAGAACAAGGAUGCCAAUGCCGAGGAGAAGUUCAAGGAGAUCGCUGAGGCCUAUGAGGUCCUCAGCGACCCCAAGAAGAGGGUCGUCUACGAUCAGCUAGGAGAGGAAGGGUUGAGGGCGGGAGGCAACAGCUCUUCAGGUGCUCCUGGCAGCUCAACGUACCACUACACCUUCCACGGAGACCCCCACGCCACUUUCGCCUCCUUCUUUGGCGGCUCCAACCCCUUCGACAUGUUCUUUGGCUCCAACCGCGGCCACAGCCGCUCCAACGGUUUCUCCUUCCACAACGACCAUGACGGGGAGCAGGACAUGGACGUGGACGAGGAUGACCCCUUCGCUCAUAUCGGGAGACAGUUUGGCUUUCCUGGGGGGAUGAACAACGGCUUCCCAGGGGAGGGCCGCAGGAGGAGGGGGGCGCCGUCGGAGCGCCUGGGGACCGGGCGGAAGCACCAGGACCCUCCGGUGGUCCACGAGCUGAAGGUCUCGCUGGAAGAGAUCUUCCACGGCUGCACCAAGCGCAUGAAGAUCACCCGCCGCAGGCUGAACCCGGAUGGGCGCAGCAUGAGGACAGAGGACAAGAUCCUCAACAUUAUCAUCAAAAAGGGAUGGAAGGAGGGGACCAAAAUCACCUUCCCAAAGGAGGGGGACGAGACCCCCGAGAACAUUCCUGCCGACAUAGCCUUUGUGCUCAAAGACAAAGGGCACAUCCACUUCAAGAGAGACGGUUCCAAUAUCAUUUUUAACAGCAAGAUCAGUCUAAAAGAGGCAUUGUGUGGCUGCACCGUAAGCAUUCCCACGCUGGAAAACCGCAUCAUCUCGCUCCCCUGUCACGACAUCAUCAAGCCCGGGACGGUGAAGCGACUCAGAGGAGAAGGCCUGCCUUUCCCCAAGAACCCGUCGCAGCGUGGUGACCUCAUCGUGGAGUUUUCUGUCCGUUUUCCCGACAGGAUUCCCCCUCAGUCCAGAGAGAUUAUCAGACAACACCUCCCCCAGUCGUAGGAGGACUCACCUUCAACCCCUCCACCGCCACACACUCCAGACUGAAUGGCCCAAACCCAGAAAACCAACCCUUGAUACUCCAAUUCUGACCCUCAUUGUCGUUUCCCUCCGCACCUCCAGUCCCCGUGUCCUCCUGAGUCAAUGCACGCAGCAUUGAACAGACGCUGUUGUUUGUAGGGACUUCACAGUGGGAGGAUAAAGGAAGGAUGCCUAGACGAAUGGCGGUAUCAGGAUGUAAUUAUUUGUGUUUGUUUUGUGUUUUGGCCCAAGCACACACACACACACACACACACACACACACAAACACACACACAAACACACAGAGGAUGGACUCAGCACAAUCGUCUUUUCUUAACUCUGUUUUUUACGGACUCAUCAGUGAUUUUAUAUGCUGUCCAACUCUCUGAUCCUCGUCUUUUUGUGAUAGGAUGAAGCGUGAGAUAUUUUUUAAAAAGACACAUUUUUUUUCCAAAGAAAGUUAUAAACAGGAGUAUUUAUUUCUACCUUGAGUGUACCAGCAGCUUCAGCGUGUUCGGUGCAAACUCCCCCCACCUGCCACCUGCUUUCCUCAUGUUUUCAGUCUGAUAACGCAUCGUGCUUGAAGUCUGUAGGCCAUUUAGUGAGACCUGUCUCCCCUAAAAUCAGUUGGGUGCAACACCACAGCGCACGUUGCCCAUGUUGCUCCAAACAAUAUUAGCGUAUCUCAGCUGCAUUGGGAAAUCUGGGAAUGACAAUCACGUCCAAUAACAGCAGUGUAAGCUCGGAUAAUCUGCACAUGAUAUGGGUGCUUUCCCUUCUGAACUGAAUAGCCUCGCUCGCUAUCUGAGGGACAUUUAGGUGCCUUAGCCCGGUGUCAUACCACAUAUGUGAACACACACACAGGUCACACUGUAACAAACACAACCAGCCAUGUUAAGUGCACAGACGAUGCCCUAUGCUGUGUUAGACAUUGCCAUUGGGGGGCUGGUGAUCCUGGACAAACAGUAAGUAAAGCAAUGUAAUGUCAAUCACCAUAUUGUACUGUAUGCGAGCAAGGACAUUUUGCGGGAAAGAUUUGAUACAAAACUGCUGAAUUUUUGCCAGUGCAUCCCUGUAAAGUGCCGUACAAGUACAGGUUGGAUUUCCCAGAGGAAUGAAAGCAUUGAAUUAAUCUGAAGUUCGUAGUAAAUAGUUGAGAUUUCUCUGGGAAAGCCAGCUUUGUUGUGUAUAUUCUGCUUUCUCUUGUGCCAUUUGAAGGCCAUGUCUCGGUGCUACUGUGAGCAGUGCCAAAAAUAGACCCCCUCGGUGUCUACUUUUCGGUUUCAUGGUUUCAGUUGGUGAUUUGAUAACUGCUUCUGUCCUCUGUAACAUGUGUACAUUGAACUUUACAUCUGUUUUUUCAAGUAGAAAACACUGUUUAGGAAACAGGUUUUGUAAUAUUGCAGCAGCCGUUCUCUCUCUCAGCUGCAGGGGGCUCUGAAAGCUCCCUUCAGCUCUUCCUACUGUACUUUACAGCAAUGAUAAGAUGUAUGUGUGAGUGUGGUUUAUGCAGGCAGCACUAGUAGGUCCUAUAUAUCAUGUGUAUGGAAAACGUUUGAAUGCAACAUGUUGAUAAAUGCACUUUUAUGUCCUAAAAGAGACUGAUGAAACUAUGAGGUGAUGGAGAGACUUGAAUGACUUGUCUGAGUGUGUGAGGAGCGUCCUGCCUCUCAGAGCCUCCGAGGACGCUGGACUGACUGAACCAGAAUGCACCAGUGCUGCUGCUGAGUGACGGUCACUGCUUAUGUGCAUUUGACAAUAUUUAUGAUCUUUUCAAAAUGGCAACAAAUAAACCAAAUGUGUGAACUUAA